This is a messenger RNA of Venturia canescens, 758 nucleotides long. RefSeq names its product mitochondrial ribosomal protein S34 (gene mRpS34). NCBI's taxonomy places the organism in Eukaryota, Metazoa, Arthropoda, Insecta, Hymenoptera, Ichneumonidae. Gene Ontology annotation, molecular function: structural constituent of ribosome. Gene Ontology annotation, cellular component: mitochondrion; mitochondrial small ribosomal subunit. The record is from RefSeq and is a predicted model, not a curated record. The coding region runs from base 135 to 695 and encodes 186 amino acids. The transcript is spliced from 2 exons. Gene Ontology annotation, biological process: mitochondrial translation.
AGAGACAGUCUGUAUGGUCUGUAUUUUGUGAUUUUGUGCCUCGAACAUAACCUUUGGAAAACCUAACCUAUAAUUCAGCCGUUGUCCGCCUAGAACGGCAAAUAGCUCAACCGGUUUUUUCAAUAAGCUAAAAAAUGCCGAUUAAAUUGAUCGGUCGUAGGACCACUUUUAAGGGUAAAACCCUGUGGGAAAUUCUUGGUAAUUUGAAGAACUUUGGUGUUGGGAGAAUUAUUAUAAGACACAUGUUUCAACGUUAUCCCGAGCCCUCGUACUUCAAAGUACUCAAAGUGGCUGCAAUGCCUAACGAAGACCCUCGUAAAGUAAUGGUUCUGACGGAAAGGGUAUUUCGAGGACUCAAGUAUGAGAAACUUGUCCAAAUUGACUCAACCAGUUACAAAGCAGAUUACCAGCUCAUACCCAAAGAUCAAGAGUACAAAUACAAACCAUUGGAGAAACCGGAAAAAAUUAUAGUGUCACAAACAAUGCAAUUUCCACCGUUGCUCAGAGAAAUACUGUCCAGAAGAUUAAAAGCGAAGGGAAUAACAAAAGAGCCAGAAUUACCUGUGUGGCUCAAUACUUCUGGUAACAAAACUUAUCGGCUUGCAAAAGAGGGAGAAACUCCAACCAAAAAGUUUACUAUAGGUCUUGGCGAACCAGCCACUCCAAGCCUCUAUGCCAAUUGUAAACCCAUAUGAAUUUCGUUUAUCUUUUCUUAAAGCUGUACAGUUGUUUUUAAUAAAAUAUGUAGAUGAAAGUAA